AUGCUUCCUAUACGUUUUUUGUUUCGAAGCGAGUGUGUUAAGAUCGCUCGCCUCCCGGCAGGAACAUUGUACGGAUGCAACGGCAUAAUUGAUACAACAUUGAAGAAGAAGGAAUCCAUUUAUACUGCCUGUCUGUACAUGAAACCGCAGAAGAGUGCAGGCUCAGGUACUCCUCUACCGAAAGAGACCGAAGAAACAUUCAAGACUCUCAAUUCAAUGUACAGCGACAAUGUGGAAUGGAGCGAUGAGUGGGCGAAGAAGGCACUGGAAUAUUUGAAGUCACCUAAAAGUGUAAAGGCUGACGUCAUUAUCAAAGGAAAACAGUCUUUCCCAAAGGACGACAAAAAGGAGAUGUGGGAGAAGUUGCUUGCAAUCCUCGAACAUCGCUUCGAUAAAAGAGUGAAAGAAGUGAGUUCAGAGCAUUAUUAUGGAGUACAAAGUGCAUCUGGCGCUAAGGCGGAAAAUUCACAAGCCGACUGUGUUAAGAUCGAGCUUCUUCCCGAGGGCACGCUGUAUGGAUGCAAUGGUGUCAUAAACACGAAGGAAAAGGAAGAGUCUAUUUACACUGCUUGUCUCUACAAGAAGCCUUGA
Molecule: messenger RNA, 591 nt
Organism: Haemonchus placei
Lineage: Eukaryota; Metazoa; Nematoda; Chromadorea; Rhabditida; Trichostrongylidae
Source: the annotation of a GenBank genome assembly